AUGGGUCAUGGUGUUAUCCCGUCGAGCGAAUUUGAUAAUAGUUCAUACAUACAAGCAGUUCGAAUUAUACCUCCACGUUCUCCAUCAAAAGACGAAAAGUUUUACUUUGUUAUAUUAACUAUGAUCAAUGAAUACAAUAGUAUAUAUGAAUUCACCGGACACGAAGAACAAACUAUAGCUCGUGAAUCAUACGCAACGAACGAUUUAGAAUACUUUUUAAUUUCUCUUAAUUCAUCAAUCAAAGCCAUUUUUAUCACCGGCUUCUAUCCAUUACCUCUAGUCUCUGUCACAAACAUAAUUUUUUCAGAAACACGACAAAUAAAUUUUGUUUUAAUUCCGAACUACGAUACUACAUAUCACAUUCUGGUUUCAUCCAAAAAUCGAACAGUCACAUAUUAUACUAAUUCGACCGCCCCCAACAUAUUAGAACCCGAGAGUAACAUUUUUAUUCGAGAAAACACAUAUUGUAUUAUUUCAUUUGAAAUCGAAUAUAAUUCACAUAUGUUUGAAUUUACGAUUGAUUCUAUGGAACUUCAUAAUGAUUUCUUACGUGACCAAGACUAUUUUUAUGGUGCUCGCGAAUCUAACACUCAAAUUUCAUCCUAUUUUACAAGUCUCCUAAAUUUUGAAAGAUAUUCACCAAUAAGUCUAGGAAUAAUACCAACAAAUAAUGCUUCAGAUGUAUGCAUAUAUGUUCACUGCGCAUUCUUACCAAAUCCUUAUAUGGAUGGCCACGUCUUUGCAUAUGAUAGUAGCUCAAAAGAACUGAAUUUGAGCAAAGGAUAUUCUAAUAUUUCAUUUACAAUUAAUUCAACUCGAUAUCCAUCAAUUUUGUUUUAUUCAAAUGAUGAAGAAAUCGAUUAUGUAGUAUCAAGUCUGAGAGAUAUCACCAUUAACUUAUCAAAAUCUGAUUUUUAUUUACGAUUUAUGGUUUUUAAUGGUCUCUCAUAUCAAAUUUCAUCAAAAAAUUAUAAAAUUAAUAUUAUGUCUAACACUGCAUUCCAAACUUUACGAGCGAAUAUUAACGACACAUCAAUAAAUGGGUUCAUCAAGUUUAAAACAACAGACCUUUACAAGAAACCAUUUCUUAAUGAUUACAUUAAGUUUGAUAAUAAAUAUGAUUUCAAAGAUAGAAUUAGCGGAAUCUUUUUCCCUUUAAUGAUAGGAUUUAUCCUUCUUGGAUAUUUACUCGCAAUGCUGACAGCAUUCAGAAACAAAAUUUUACUCUAA
Molecule: messenger RNA, 1230 nt
Organism: Trichomonas vaginalis G3
Lineage: Eukaryota; Parabasalia; Trichomonadida; Trichomonadidae
Exons: 1
Coding region: 1-1230 (409 amino acids)
Source: RefSeq, a predicted model, not a curated record